AUGUCUUUUGUAGAUAGUUCGGUUUGGCACAUACUUCUCGGGCUUGGCCUGAUUCUGCCAACAUGUUUGGCUGCCAGCUUUGAUCCGGAACUCAUUUGUACACUGGUCGUUGAUGGCACCAAAAUUAACGAUCCGCGUGUUUGCAAUGCCUGGAUACAGUGCGUCGAUGGCAAACCCGUAAGCGGCACCUGCGACGAUGGACUUUUCUAUGCCAGGCAAACUGGGGAUUGCGUGCCAUCCGCCGAUGUCAAGUGCAUCUCUAGCGAUCCUUGCGCGGCACAGCCGAAUGGCUUUGCCGCCGAUCCGUACUCCUGCAAUGGCUAUUACUAUUGUAGGGAGGGUGUGGGCACUCGCGGCGUGUGCAAUAACGGACUCAACUAUAAUCCGGGCACCGAGUCAUGUAUACGUGAUUUUCCGUGUAGUGACAAAAUGAAUCCGGACAGCUACUGCAACAUUCUGCCUGAUGGCGUCUUCGUUAAGGACACCCUCAAUUGCAAUGGCUGGCAAAUGUGCUGGAAGGGCGAGGUCAUCAAUGGUACCUGCCCCGCCACCUUCUACUUCAGCGCCAAAAAGGGCGACUGUGACUAUCCACAGAAUGUGGAGUGCGCGAUCACGGAGCCACCGCCGUUGACAGCAGCGCCAGAGGCUUGCCCCAAAGCGGGCAGCUUCAUCUCCGAUGAGAGCAGCUGCAAUGGCUACUAUUAUUGCCGUGAGGGUGCCGAUGGUCAAAUGCUGCUGCAGCAUGGCGAAUGCGACGAUGGUCGCUUCUUUUCUGCCCGGGAUGGUGGCGCCUGUGUGCCGCGAUCAAAGCUCCAGUGCGAUUACGAUCGAUGCGUCGACCUUGGCUACACGGGCAUACAGCUGGCCAACGAGUCGAAUGAUGGCUGCACGGGCUUCGCCAUAUGCCAGGACGGUGUCAAAAUUGGCGAGGGCACCUGCCCAAAUGGCGAUUACUUCGACGAGCUGACUCAGCGCUGCACCACCGAGGUCAUAGCGUACACAGCCUGCGCCCUAUCAAGCCAAUCCACAACACAAAUCGCGCUGCUAACAAUGAUGGAUGACGACACCAGCACAGACGCUCGAGAGGCACGGGCCAGGGCUUAAGGCUCAAGGCAGGGGUUUGGUUUGGGUUGACCCAAUCGAUUUCAUAAAUUUAUACGCAUAUAUACUCAU
This is a messenger RNA of Drosophila montana, 1173 nucleotides long. RefSeq names its product peritrophin-48. Gene Ontology annotation, molecular function: chitin binding. Lineage: Eukaryota; Metazoa; Arthropoda; Insecta; Diptera; Drosophilidae. The record is from RefSeq and is a predicted model, not a curated record. Gene Ontology annotation, cellular component: extracellular region. The coding region runs from base 1 to 1104 and encodes 367 amino acids. The transcript has a single exon.